This is a messenger RNA of Sinocyclocheilus rhinocerous, 5796 nucleotides long. RefSeq names its product C-Jun-amino-terminal kinase-interacting protein 4-like. The transcript is spliced from 29 exons. Gene Ontology annotation, molecular function: JUN kinase binding; MAP kinase scaffold activity; kinesin binding. The record is from RefSeq and is a predicted model, not a curated record. Gene Ontology annotation, cellular component: cytoplasm. Gene Ontology annotation, biological process: vesicle-mediated transport. Lineage: Eukaryota; Metazoa; Chordata; Actinopteri; Cypriniformes; Cyprinidae. Bases 325 to 4476 code for a protein of 1383 amino acids.
GGGUUUUGUUGUAAAAACCUGGCAACCCUGCGCUCAGAGUCCACUAGUCUCGUCUCCCGUCGGGACUGUACUUAACCACUGCUGUUUAGUGCAGAUUAUCCGGUCAAAUAACUGUCCCCGAGGGACCGGGACCGGUUAGCUCGGCAACGGAGCAGGUUUAGUCUCUCUCGGUGUUGGAGCGGUUUCCUAAAAGUUCCUCGUAAAUGUAAGUCGAACAGCAGACGUCGCGAAGUAAACGGAGAUCUGGAGAGUUAACGUUAGCGUCUUAAAGUAGCGUAAGACUUCGGACGGAGCUCGGAAAACAUCAACAACAAACCAAGAGAAAUGGAGCUGGAGGACGACGUCCUUUACCAGGAGGACCCGGGCUCUUCGGCGAUGAUGUCCGAGCGGGUGUCCGGCUUGGCGAGCUCCAUCUACCGCGAGUUCGAGCGGAUGAUCGGCAGAUACGACGAGGACGUGGUGAAGGAGCUCAUGCCGCUGGUCGUGGCGGUUCUGGAGAACCUGGACUCGGUGUUCGCGGAGAACCAGGAGCAGGAGGUGGAGCUGGAGCUGCUGAAGGAGGACAACGAGCAGCUCGUCACCCAGUACGAGCGGGAGAAAGCGCUGAGGAAGAGCAAAGAGGAGAGAUAUAUUGAGUAUGAGGACUCUCAAGAGCAGGAUAAGAAAGAUCUUCAGAACCGUGUGCAGAUGCUGGAGGCUCAAACCAGACAGAUGGAGCUCAAGACCAAGAACUACGCAGACCAGACAGCCAUGAGUCCGGGAUGCAUGCUGCUGUUUGUCUUUGGCUUCGUGGGGGGAGCGGUGGUCAUCAACUCUGCCGUGCUGGUCUCUCUCUCCGUUCUGCUGCUGGUGCAUUAUUCCGUCUCUAACGGCCUGCCCGCCAUCACACACUCCCUGCCCCGCAUCAGCAGUCAGCAGGUUCAGGCUCUCAAUGCAGCUCUGUGGCAACCCACAACAGGAGGAGAGACAAUCAGAGAAGACAAAAGAAAAGUCCCAUCAAUCAAACGCUCCUCGGCUCUCCUAGAGGAGCUAGUGCUGUUUGCUAAGGCACAUACUUCUCGCACCCAAAACUUUGUAUUGCAGGCGGAAACAUCCAGAAGGAAGGAGCGCCCCGUCUCUCUGGGUAUCUUUUCAUUGCCGGGAAGUGAUGUGAUGAGCCCCGAUCUGCACAGGGAAGCUGUGGAGACUCCAGGAACGGACACAUGGAGAUAUAACAAUCUCAGCCACCCUCGCUCCAACACCAGCCUCAAGCUGGAGGCGAAUGAAUCCCUCUGGAGAGGGGAUGGUAAGAGUUCACAGGAGAAUUUGGAGACCCAGUGGAGCGACUCCAGUAAGGUAGUCCCGUCUGCUAGUCCUGCUAUAAUCUCCACAGCAGCCGCAGCGCAGCGCAUGCGAAGUUUAUCGCUCAUGCCGCCGGUAAUGCUUCAUGCCACCUGGGGUUGUUUUCAGGAUGAGCUUUCUGGUGCGUCGGUGGACACGCCGCAGACGGAGGCAGCCGAGGGUUUGAGCAGAAACCUGGACUCCAGCAGAGCUAAACCAGACAGCAGGAAGAACAUCGCUGUGGCAUCAGAGACGCCGUCUACAGACGAGUUCUCUGGUGUGUAUGUUAACACUGCUCUUUAUUUUGUUCACCGUAUCCUCACUAGGUGCUACGCGACAAGUUUCCAGCAACAAAGAUCUGUGCAUGAUUUAUAUUGUUGUCAUGCAGGUAUGGGUCGUGAAGUCGAACACCUGAUACAUGAGAACACGCAGCUGCUGGAGACAAAGAACGCUCUGAAUGUGGUGAAGAACGACCUGAUCGCUCGUGUGGAUGAGCUGGUGUGUGAGAAGGACGUUCUUCAGGGUGAGCUGGAGGUCCUGAAACAGGCCAAAGACAGACUGGAGGAGAGGAACAAAGAGCUGGAGGAGGAGCUCAAGAAAGUCCGAGCUGAGCUGGAGGAAGCCAAACUGAAGACUAAAGAGGACGAUGAUAGCGGCGUGCCGACGGCCCAGCGCAAGCGCUUCACGCGGGUGGAGAUGGCCCGAGUCCUGAUGGAGAGAAACCAGUAUAAAGAGAGGCUGAUGGAGCUGCAGGAGGCCGUCAGGUGGACGGAGAUGAUACGGUCAGCCACACCAAUCUCACACAUGCUCAAACCAUCACGAGUAUCACGAGUUUUGAUCGCAUCUUUCAGCAGGCUCUUCAGCUCUUCGUCCAGCACCACAGCCCAAAAACCAGACGUAGCGGUUAACAUGAAGUACAACGCACCCAGCUCACACAUCGUCCCCUCGGUGAAGAAGAGGAGCAGCAUGCUCGCUCAGCUGCCUAGUGACAAAUCCAGAGCCUUUGACUUCCUCAAUGAGGAAGUCGGUUUGCCGUUCCUCACAAACUCCAUCUCUGCAACCGUGCAGCUUCCCAAAUGUGUUGCAAAUGGUGGACAAGCGGAUAGUAAAAUAAAAAAUCUGCCAGUGCCCGUCUACCUGCGACCGUUAGACGAGAAAGAUGCUUCCAUGAAGCUGUGGUGCACUGCAGGAGUCAAUCUGUCCGGUGGAAAGACACGAGACGGAGGCUCCAUCGUGGGAGCGAGUGUGUUUUAUAAAGAUGUGUCUGGAGGAGAGAGCGGCCUCAGGAAGAAGAGAGGAUCUCGGAGCAGUCUGGAGCGACUGGAGCAGGAACUCAAGGUCAGGAGCUCCAAAAUAUCACAUGCAUCUCGUGAAGAAGGACUUGGUUUUCUGCAGGCAACACCAUUGGCUUUUCAUGCAGUUGUGGAAAGCAAACAUCCAAAAUACACUUCAGUUUUCAAUUACAAUCUUUCUGAAAAAGUGGUUUUCUGCACUUCAGCAGCACUUAUAUACAGACUUUACAGAUUCAUUUCUAUCUGUAUUCUGAAGGCUUUUACACCGGGGUUUGUUCAUGAUGAUCUCUCCAGUCUGGUGUGGAUCUGCACCACCACACACACCUCCUCUAAAGUCAUCGUCAUCGACGCUAACCAGCCCGGAAACAUCCUGGAGAGCUUCUUCGUCUGUAACUCUCACGUGCUGUGCAUCGCCAGCGUUCCCGGCGCUCGUGAAACAGACUAUCCCUCCGGAGAGGAGCUGAGCGCAGACGCUGAGGCCGAAGGGGCUUCUGAAGUCAGCUCCACAGGCUCUGACGGAGGUCUGGAUGGCAUCACUGUCAUGGGCUGCUCUGCAGAAGGACUCGUGGCCAUCCCUCAAACCGUCUGCACCAACUCCAUAGAGUCCUCAGACACCGACGAGGUAGCAGCAGCAGAAGAAGCUCUGGAGGCCACGGAGAGCCACAGCAACACGCCUGCGGAUGAGAGUCGGCCCGGGAUCUACACCGAACACGUGUUCGCCGACACGCCAUCCAGCUACACGCAGAGGGAGUGUGAUCUGGUGAAGGACGGCGUCAGCUCGAUGCCCGAGGAGCAGGAUCUCGUGAGAGAUGAAGCCUGCAAGAUGAGCAGCGUUCUGCCUACAAUGUGGCUCGGGGCUCAGAACGGCUGUGUAUACGUGCAUUCAUCGGUCGCGCAGUGGAGGAAGUGCCUUCACUCCAUCAAGUUAAAGGAUUCUGUUCUGGGGAUUGUUCAUGUGAAAGGACGUGUUCUGGUAGCUUUGGCUGAUGGCACGCUUGCAAUCUUCCACAGAGCUGUUGAUGGCCAGUGGGAUCUGACCAACUUCCACCUGUUAGAUCUGAGCCGUCCGCACCACUCCAUCCGCUGCAUGACUGUAGUGCAUGACAAGGUCUGGUGUGGAUACAGGAACAAGAUCUUUGUGGUGCAACCCAAAGCCAUGAAGAUCGAGAAAUCCUUCGACGCUCAUCCGCGUAAGGAGAGUCAGGUGAGGCAGCUGGCGUGGGAUGGAGAUGGGAUCUGGGUGUCGAUUCGUCUGGACUCCACCCUCAGACUGUUCCACGCUCACACACACCAGCACCUUCAGGACAUCGACAUCGAGCCGUACGUCAGCAAGAUGCUGGGCACCGGUAAGCUGGGCUUCUCUUUCGUGCGGAUCACCGCUCUGAUGGUUUCAUGCAGCCGUCUGUGGGUGGGAACCGGGAACGGCGUCAUCAUCUCCAUCCCUCUCUCUGAGAAAAGUAAAGAUACAGCGGCGGCGGGGUCCAAUCGUCCAGGCGGUGCGAUCCGCGUCUACGGUGAUGAGAGCGGUGAUAAAGUCACGGCGGGAACCUCUGUGCCCUUCUGCUCCAUGGCUCACGCCCAGCUGUGCUUCCACGGACACAGAGACGCCGUCAAGUUCUUCGCCGCAGUCCCAGGGCAGGUGAUUGCAUCUGCGGGGUCAGGGGUCGAGGCGUCCGAUUCGCCGGAGCUGGUGAAGUCUGUGCUGGUCGUGAGCGGAGGAGAGGGUUACAUUGACUUCAGGAUGGGAGAUGAAGGAGGAGACACAGAAAACAUCAACGAACCCACUCUCAACCUGCAGCCCUUGCUGGCCAAAGCUGAACGCAGUCACCUCAUCGUGUGGCAGGUCAUGACCGGCGAGGAGUGACGUCGCUCCAGACGCGCUUUGGACCUUUUUCAGACGCUUCUGCUUUAUUUAAGACAUUUCAAGCACUGGCUUAUAGCAUUUCUACCAUGCAAAUCACCAAAGAAUGACGUAUUCAGACUGUUAGUUUGCGCUUUCACUAUGAAUUGCGCUUUUGCUCUUCAUCUUUGGCAAGUGUUUCAUUCACGCAGAUUGCAAAUAAUGGACGGUCCGUAUUUUUUGGGUGAAAGCACAACGGGAUGAUGCACAGUGCACUACAUCUUAGCUAGAAGAGCUUUUGUGUUGGACGUUUUUGCUGAUAAGCGCUUUUUCAAUCCUUAAAUCAUCCACUUUUUUCUUAUGAAUGUCGCACGGUUACCAAAGGAUAGAGAAAUCAUUUAAUAGCUUCAUUGAUGGAUUCUAGAUCACUUUGUGUCUCGCAGAUCCACGUCACGUUUUGCUCGUUCGCCUAUUUUUUAACACUCUUGCAGUUUUCGCAGGAAAGUAGUGCGUAGAGACAAACGCGUGUUUUUAUCACUCUUUUGUACACGUCUUUUAGACUCUAAUGUAGAGCAUCUAGAGCUGCUUCGUUUGCAGGAGAGCAGAAACAACCUCCUGUCGCAAACUAAACUUUGCAGUAUUUAUUUCUAUGAACAAGCCUUUGCAGUUCAGAAUGUAACUUUGUACAUUGAAUAUAAAUAUAUACAAAAUACAGAUAUGUAUAUGAAAUGUAUGACUGCUUGGAUUUGAGUUUUUUUGAUAAUGUAAAUCAGGUUGAUUGAUUGAUUGAUUGAUUGAUUGUGGGCGGAUCAAAAUAACGGACUACAGAAAUGUAAAAAAAUCACUGAGCUAUGCACUAUUUUUAAAGGACAGUGUGUGUGUGAGUGUGUGUGUGUGUGUGUUUAGAUGAGUGUGUUAUGCACUAUUUUUAAAGGACAGUGUGUGUGUGAGUGUGUGUGUGUGUGUGUUUAGAUGAGUGUGUUAUGCACUAUUUUUAAAGGACAGUGUGUGUGUGAGUGUGUGUGUGUGUGUGUUUAGAUGAGUGUGUUAUGCACUAUUUUUAAAGGACAGUGUGUGUGUGAGUGUGUGUGUGUGUGUGUUUAGAUGAGUGUGUUAUGCACUAUUUUUAAAGGACAGUGUGUGUGUGAGUGUGUGUGUGUGUGUGUUUAGAUGAGUGUGUUAUGCACUAUUUUUAAAGGACAGUGUGUGUGUGAGUGUGUGUGUGUGUGUGUUUAGAUGAGUGUGUUAUGCACUAUUUUUAAAGGACAGUGUGUGUGUGAGUGUGUGAGUGUGUGUCUGUGUUGUGUUUAGAUGAGUGUGUUAUGCACUAUUUUUAAAGGACAG